Messenger RNA from Scaptodrosophila lebanonensis, 1554 nucleotides. It is a transcript of the gene Mos, whose product is annotated as dual specificity protein kinase shkE. Bases 31 to 1272 code for a protein of 413 amino acids. NCBI's taxonomy places the organism in Eukaryota, Metazoa, Arthropoda, Insecta, Diptera, Drosophilidae. The transcript is spliced from 5 exons. The record is from RefSeq and is a predicted model, not a curated record. Gene Ontology annotation, molecular function: ATP binding; protein kinase activity. Gene Ontology annotation, biological process: signal transduction; protein phosphorylation; positive regulation of MAPK cascade. Gene Ontology annotation, cellular component: cytoplasm.
AAGCACCGUUACACAGCGCGCUUGCUAAAAAUGUCAUAUUUAAAGGCCGCCAUCAAGGAAAAUGCUCUGGUGCUGACCACACCAAAGCGAAAUGAGCUGCUCAAGGAAGGACCUCCAUCUGAAUCUAGGCGGCAGAUUUUGGGACGUGGAGCCUUUGGCACAGUGUUUAAGGCAGUCUAUCGAGAACGCCCUGUUGCCGUCAAAAUUAUGCGGAAUCAAAAUCAGAGUCUGCACAAUGAAACACACGUAAUGCACUUGAAGCACAAUAACAUCGUAAGUCUUAUCAAAGUAGAAUCUACAUCUGAAUUUGCGUUGAUUAUUAUGGAGCGUCCAAUAGGACAGUGUCUGCAACGGGUGCUGGACACCCUCACACUUCCCCUGGCGCACAGGAUAUUCAUAACCCUAGACAUUUUAGCCGCACUGCGCUAUUGCCACCAUCAGAAUUUGCUGCACCUUGAUGUCAAGCCAUCAAAUAUCUUGGUUGCUCUGGGAAUAAAUACGAACGAUAUUGAGCAGUGGUGCGAAAACUACAAACGCCGCUACACAUGCAAGCUUUGCGACUUUGGAUCAUCUAUCAGGCUGGGCAAGACAUGUGCACGUCAGUGCAGUGCGAAGGGCACAUUGCGAUACAUGUCGCCAGAAGCUUUGCGUUCUGCACCUUUAACGUGCGCCUCGGACAUCUAUUCCCUGGGCAUCACCAUGUGGCAGUUGCAAUCUCGUCGAUUGCCUUACCACACAUUACAGUGCAACGAAUCCAUCGCCUAUCAGGUGGUCAAGCAUGAUCUUCGACCAGAUGAUCAGGCACAACUUGAAGCAUUAAAGCUGGGCUCCGUCUUUAUAAAUGCCAGUCCUCAUACCAGUUGCUAUUGUGCGGGACGUGCGAUAGAUUGGGAUUCCAACACUAUGGUUAUACUGCGUAAUUACAUAAAUGAUAGUGAGUCCGACGACGUUCCAGUCCACAAUCUGUAUAAAAAGGUGGACGUGUUGGCGCGUCGUAAUCUAAGCUUUGAAUCGAAAAAUGACCGUGCUUCCAAGCCGGCACUAGCACCAGGUUCAAAUGCUGGCUGCCGUAAGCAGCGCAGGUUAACGCGUUUCUUUGAUAACCCAAUGUCGACGGGUUCCGUGCGCUUUGAAAACGAGUAUAUAGAGCUGUAUAAAAGCUGCUGGACCAGCGAGCCGGAUUUGCGCCUGAAUUCAUUGGAAUUGCAGACUCGCCUGAAACAUAUUUUAGCCAAAUGCGUUGCAACUGACUUGAAUAGUGAGCCAAUAUGAGUAGUAUUUUACUUUAAAAUGUUCUUUGUAAUGUUUAAAUGUUAAUGCCUCGUGUAGCUUUUCCAUGUAUAGUUUUAUAUUUUUAAGAUAUCGGAUUGAAACCUUGUAGGUGUGGAUCCGAUAGAUAGAAGAGAGAUAGAGAAACUUUGUAUAUAAAUAACUUAAAAGUCUAUUUUUUAACUUCCAAAUAAGAUUUUUCGGUUGAAAUAAUUGCAUUUUAUACAAAGUUAGAAAAAUGUGGUUUUUAAUUAUAUUCGUUUAAUAAUUUAUUUUUUUCUUCGU